This is a messenger RNA of Apodemus sylvaticus (European woodmouse), 3401 nucleotides long. It is a transcript of the gene Hmgcs1, whose product is annotated as 3-hydroxy-3-methylglutaryl-CoA synthase 1. Gene Ontology annotation, molecular function: hydroxymethylglutaryl-CoA synthase activity. The record is from RefSeq and is a predicted model, not a curated record. The transcript is spliced from 11 exons. Lineage: Eukaryota; Metazoa; Chordata; Mammalia; Rodentia; Muridae. Gene Ontology annotation, cellular component: cytosol. Gene Ontology annotation, biological process: acetyl-CoA metabolic process. The coding region runs from base 193 to 1755 and encodes 520 amino acids.
UCCGCUCCCGGCAGUGCCGGAGUCGGGUGGGUCGGUGGCUAUAAAGCUGCAGAGGGCGGGAGGCACAGUCUACAGUCCUCCGUGCUUUGCCCCGUUCUACGCCUAGGGUCCUGUCGCGUUUGGUGCCUGAAGGAGGAAGCGGUGACAGACCUGGAGACUACAGUUCUCUGUCCUUCACACAGUUCUUUCACCAUGCCUGGGUCACUUCCUUUGAAUGCAGAAGCUUGCUGGCCAAAAGAUGUGGGAAUCGUUGCCCUUGAAAUCUACUUUCCUUCUCAAUAUGUUGAUCAAGCUGAGUUGGAAAAAUACGAUGGUGUAGAUGCUGGCAAGUAUACCAUCGGCCUGGGUCAGGCCAGGAUGGGCUUCUGCACGGAUCGAGAAGACAUCAACUCUCUUUGCCUGACCGUGGUUCAGAAGCUGAUGGAGAGAAAUAGCCUUUCCUAUGAUUGCAUUGGGCGGCUGGAAGUCGGAACAGAGACAAUCAUCGACAAGUCAAAAUCAGUGAAGUCUAAUUUGAUGCAGCUGUUUGAGGAGUCUGGGAAUACAGAUAUAGAAGGGAUAGAUACAACCAAUGCGUGCUAUGGGGGCACAGCUGCGGUCUUCAAUGCUGUGAACUGGAUCGAAUCCAGCUCGUGGGAUGGACGAUACGCUCUGGUAGUUGCAGGAGACAUUGCCAUAUAUGCCACAGGAAAUGCCCGACCCACCGGUGGGGUCGGAGCUGUGGCCCUGCUGAUUGGGCCGAACGCUCCUUUAAUUUUUGACCGAGGGCUUCGUGGGACACACAUGCAGCACGCCUACGACUUCUACAAGCCUGACAUGCUCUCUGAAUACCCUGUGGUCGAUGGGAAGCUCUCCAUACAGUGCUACCUCAGCGCACUGGACCGCUGCUAUUCUGUCUACCGCAAAAAGAUCCGUGCCCAGUGGCAGAAAGAGGGAAAGGAUCAAGAUUUUACCUUGAACGACUUUGGCUUCAUGAUCUUUCACUCACCAUAUUGUAAACUGGUGCAGAAAUCUCUAGCUCGGAUGUUCCUGAAUGACUUUCUUAACGAUCAAAACAGAGAUAAAAACAGUAUUUACAGUGGGCUGGAAGCCUUUGGGGACGUUAAAUUAGAAGAUACUUACUUUGACAGAGAUGUGGAAAAGGCAUUUAUGAAGGCUAGUUCUGAGCUAUUCAACCAGAAAACAAAGGCAUCUUUGCUUGUAUCUAAUCAAAAUGGAAAUAUGUACACAUCCUCUGUGUAUGGCUCUCUGGCUUCUGUCCUGGCACAGCACUCACCGCAGCAGUUGGCCGGGAAGAGGAUUGGCGUGUUCUCUUACGGUUCUGGCUUGGCUGCCACUUUGUACUCCCUUAAAGUCACACAAGACGCCACACCAGGAUCUGCUCUUGAUAAAAUAACAGCAAGUUUAUGUGACCUUAAGUCAAGGCUCGACUCGAGAACUUGCGUGGCGCCGGAUGUCUUUGCUGAAAACAUGAAGCUCAGAGAGGACACACAUCACUUAGCCAGCUAUAUUCCCCAGUGUUCAAUAGACUCACUCUUCGAAGGAACAUGGUAUCUAGUCAGAGUGGACGAGAAGCACAGAAGAACUUAUGCCCGGCGCCCCUCCACGAAUGACCACAGUUUGGAUGAAGGUGUAGGCCUUGUACAUUCAAACACAGCAACAGAGCAUAUUCCAAGCCCUGCCAAGAAAGUGCCAAGGCUCCCUGCAACCUCAGCCGAGUCUGAAUCAGCUGUCAUCAGUAACGGGGAGCACUGAGCUGUCUGUGGCCUUCACAGAGGCUGGGGGCUGGGAUGGGGUACGGAAACGGUUGGAGGAAUGGAUGUCUUGGGACAAUUUUACAGAUUACGUGUUACUUAAAAUGUAAUGUAACUGACACAGAGCCCAGAAAACUAUUGUGUUUUUGGAAAAGUCUCUCUGUUGAACUUGCUAACAUGCUUCCUGUUGUGGUCUGGCCAGUGGUGAAUGCACUGCAAUGAUGUUAAAGGGCUCUGUAGAACUUUAUACCUCUCUGGAUGUUUAUACGCAUGCAGUUUAGUUUUCAAACGUGGUAUGAACCGAGUGCUUCUGACAGCAGAAAGCGGAGGUACUAGUGUCCAAUUUUAAAGUUUUUUUUCUUUUUUUAUGUGUAAGAAUUUUAUACUUAAUAAAAAAGUACCUGUAGCUUUUUGGGGGAAAAAAAAAACUUUUCUAGGUUGGGGAUUGUGGAAUUUAAAUGUUACACACAAAACCCUGCUUGAAUAUGGCAAGGUGAACAUGUAUCUUUUUCGAAGAUUUGUAAAUCCUGAACAGGAAAAAAAAGAGGGUAUAUGGUUCUAGGAUCUGGAUGAACCAUCAGUGAGAAAGGUUAGCCGUAAUCACGUGAGCAGAAAGAUGCUGGCAUUGAGUGGGCCUCCGUCACAGCAAGCAGGGUACACCUGGGCGCGGUGGACGCAGCAGGGGACUCUCAGGUCAGCGCGGUUGGGCUCAGCAGCACUGAGAUAGCUGCGGUGGGGCUGCUGUGCAGAGCCCGCUGCCGACCCGAGCACCUCACCUGCAGGAUAAAUGUAAAGUGGGAAGGAUGGGGCAGGGCAUUAGGUUACAGUGUUACAGGUCCAGUAUAGACUGACAGCUUAAAUUCACCGGACACCUUUCUUCCUUUGUGCUUUGUGUAUUUUUGUGUUUUGUUUGUUUUUGUAUCUGUUCGAUAAAAAUAAGAAAAUUUAACCCACAUUUUCACACAGUGAACAUUUCACAUAGUCUGAUUAGCCAAAAAGGAAUAUUCACUUCAAGAUCUAGAAGUAGAACUCAUACCAUUUUUUUCCCCUAAACUUUGGUUUUUGAAACAACAAAAACUACCACAUGAGAUGAAAAAGAAAAUUCACUAGAAAGUUCUCUGGGUGAUUUUUGGUGCUGAACAAUGGCAUGAGCCUCACAGACUGUAAAAUAGAGGCAGUUGGAACUAAUGGACAGAACUAAAUUGUUUUAACCUUAUUCGCGUUUAAUUCUGUGAAGUUUCAGUUAUCUAAAAUAAACGCAUAAAUGUGUAAUGUUUCAGACUGCAAGGUGAUGUAAUGUAGCAUUUGUAAGAUACUCUUGUCAAUAUUAACUAGUAGGAUUUUGAUUUGUACAGUUUUAAUUGGUUAAAAUGAUCUCAUUUUAACAUCCACUGCUAUAGAUGAAUAAUGUAAGUUCAGAUUUAAUGAAUUGGUGGGGAAAUGGUGCAUGUAAUUUUUUUGCAAGUAUUAAGAGUUCUGUAUGUUUUGAAAAGAGUAAUUUAGCAUUUGGGUGCCAAGAAGUGGGGUUUCUCAGAGUCCAUUGGCUGCAGUGGGCAAGCCUGGUGAUCCUGCUGACUGGCACGGAGCGUUAACCACACCUUAUUAAUAGCAAGGCCAAUAACUUUGAAAUAAAGUUUUAGACAAAUA